GUGACCCGCAGCGUGACGGCGGGGUGGAUCAGCUGACCGGCGGCGCUUCCUGUUCUGGUGUUGUUCUCAGAGAGAGAGAGCGGAUCACUCCUUCAUACUGUUCACUCUGUGUAUGAUUAGUGCUCCACUCCGCUCUCUUCAUGAACACCUCGGACAGUGAGGAGGACGCCUGUAACGAGCGCACGGCGCUGGUUCAGUCCGAGAGCCCGUCUCUGCCCUCCUACACCAGGCAAACUGACCCGCAGCACGGCACCACCGAGCCCAAACGGCGACGGCAUGCUAACUCCGACACGGAGGCGGGACACGCUGCCCGCGGGGGCGUCGCAGCACCAAGAGAGCGAGACUCGGGCCCCGUCCCUGACGGCGAGGACGAGGAGCUGACGGUGAAAUACGGAGCCAAACACGUCAUCAUGCUCUUCGUACCCGUCACGCUGUGUAUGGUGGUCGUCGUGGCGACGAUCAAAUCCGUCAGCUUCUACACCGAGAAAAAUGGCCAGCAACUGAUCUACACUCCCUUCACGGAGGACACGAACUCUGUGGGCCAGAGGUUGUUGAACUCUGUGCUCAACACCAUCAUCAUGAUCAGCGUGAUCGUGGUCAUGACCAUAUUUUUGGUCGUGUUGUACAAAUAUCGCUGCUAUAAGUUUAUUCACGGCUGGCUGAUCCUGUCCUCCCUCAUGCUGCUGUUCUGGUUCAGCUACAUGUAUCUGGGGGAGGUGUUUAAGACGUAUAACGUGGCGAUGGAUUACCCGACGGUGGCGAUGAUUAUCUGGAAUUUCGGGGCGGUGGGGAUGAUCUGUAUCCACUGGAAGGGUCCUCUACAGCUGCAGCAGGCUUACCUCAUCGUCAUCAGCGCUCUGAUGGCCCUCGUCUUCAUCAAAUACCUGCCCGAGUGGUCCGCCUGGGUCAUCCUCGGAGCCAUCUCUGUCUACGAUCUGAUAGCUGUGCUGUGUCCUAAGGGUCCUCUGAGGAUGCUGGUGGAAACUGCGCAGGAGAGGAACGAGCCCAUCUUCCCUGCACUCAUCUACUCCUCUACUAUGAUUUGGAUGGUGGGAAUGGCUAAUCCAUCUCAAGCCUCAGACUCAGCUGACCGAAGUGCAGAUGAGGAGGUGCGUCACAGUGAAGAUGUAAUUUUGGAAAGGGAAGAGGCGGAGCCUGAGGUUCAGAUGCAUCGCGGGCAGAACAGAAGUUACUCAGCAGAAGAAGAGCUGGAGGAAGACAGAGGAGUGAAGCUGGGUCUGGGAGACUUCAUCUUCUACAGUGUUCUGGUGGGGAAGGCGGCGGCGACUGGAGGAGACUGGAACACAACGCUGGCCUGUUUCGUGGCCAUUCUUAUUGGACUGUGCCUGACACUGCUGUUACUGGCCAUCUUUAAGAAGGCUCUGCCUGCGCUGCCAAUCUCCAUCACCUUCGGACUGGUCUUCUACUUCUCCACCGAUAACCUGGUGCGGCCGUUCAUGGACAACCUGGCAGCUCACCAGUACUACAUCUGACCCAGGCUCCGGAGCGGUGUUCCGGACCGGUGUUCCGGAGGGAAGCUGCAGGAGCGCACCCCUGAGCGUGGUGUAUUAUUAUUAUAUUACAGUGAGAAUUAUUCUAAAUCGUCUUUAUUUAAUCCUGGUAUCUGAGCUGGCCUCGAACUGACGCGGUGAUGGUGCACCUGGAGAAGCUCACUGGCCUUACUGGUCAGAAUGCCAGUUUAGCCCAGUUUGUUUUGCUGGUCAGAUAUGAAGGAGGAGCAAUAUCUGUGGUGGACGAUCUGGAAACAGAACUUUAAUAAGCAGCCAGAGGUUUAGAAGUUUGGGCACCAUUGUUCAGAAUGCAUUGUGUUAUUGAUUAUUUUUAAGUGUACCGUAUUUUUCUGACUAUAAAAAGCACCUAUUAUCCUUUAAUUUUCCCAAAAAUCCACAGUGCCCCUUAAAAUCCAGUGCGCCUUAUUUAUGAAUUUUACCUGUCUGGUUGUAAGGAGCAGUAAAGCCACUCUGUAAAAUUAAGAGUAAAAAGGAGUUAGGCUGGCUAGCAAUGCUAAACGGGGCUGGCUAGCAAUGCUAAACAGGGCUGGCUAGCAAUGCUAACUAUGGCUAAGUACCAUGGCUGGCAAGCGCUGCGAAAAGGGGCUGGCAAGCGCUGCUAAACGGGGCCGGCUUGCAAUGCUAAAUGGGACUGGCUAGCAAUGCUAUCCAGGGCUAAGUACCAUGGCUGGCUAGAGCUGCUAACCGGCGCUGGCUAGCGUUGCUAACCGGGACUGGCAAGCGCUGCUAAACCAGGCUGGCUAGCGCUGCUCACUUUGAUUUAGGCAUCCUUGCUAGUGUCCGAAAACUAUGGUAAAUCCUUAUUAAUUUACUGAAUAAAACACUUUAAUCAAGCUGCGCACAUUGCUGACACAGAUGUGCACAGAUCUGGAGCAGAUAAACCUAUAUAACCCUACUGGCACAAUGCCUAAUGCCUUUAUAGCUGUUUUCAUCCAAUAACUUUAGGAGUGAAUGAGUUGCUUCAUGUAACACUCCUGAUUUUGAAAGAUGCAGUAAAUAAGCAGGUGUCCCAACACUUUUGUUCAUGUUUAAUCUUAAGAUAGAUACAGCAGAUUAAUACAAACCAUGUUCUAAAAUGUGCAGAAAUGCCAUAUUCAAGUUUAUGUUUACUAAGAUUUUUUCUUUACUUCACACUACAUGACUAUUAACAAACAAUGCCAUCUGAACAGGGGCGUCCAAAUGCAUACGAUUGUAAGGCCUGAAAAUGAUCCAAACGCAUCAAAUGUCCUUUAAUAAAUGUGCUGAACUAGGAUGAGGUUUCUGGUGUUAUUAUGUAAAAAAAGGAAAAAAUAUUAUAUACAGCUCUGGAAAUAAAUGAGAGAGCACUUCAGUUUGUGAAUCAGUUUCUCUUAUUUUGCUAUUUAUAGGUUUAUGUUUGAGUAAAAUGAAAAAACAUUGUUUUAUUCUAUAAACUACGGACAACAUUUCUCCCAAAUUCCACAUAGAAAUAUUUUAUUCAUUUAGAGCAUUUUUUGAAAUGAGAAAAAUGAGAAAUGGCUGAAAUAACAAAAAAGAUGCAGAGCUUUCAGACCUCAAAUAAUGCAAAGAAAAAGAACAAAUUUACAUUCAUAAAGUUUUAAGAGAUCAGAAAUCAAUAUUUGGUGAUUAGCGCUAAUUAGCUCAGCAGUGCUGCUGGAGUUUUUAAACACUGUUUAAUCACUCACUGUCCUCCACUCUAUUAGACCAUUUUAUGCUAAAUCUGUGAAUCUUACUAUUAUUAAUAAUUUGACAGUUAAUAUCACAAGAGGCCCGUUUUUUUUUUUUUGUACAUUUUUUACAAACCUUUUUACAAUGUUGUGUUUCAGCAAUUUCAUAUGUAACAUGAUUUUUUUUAAAGCAUGAUUAUAUAAUUAGUUGAUUAGCCUUUGAAUGAAGCCCUUGAUUGUGCUUUAUAAUCUUUGAAUUACAUCAAUCCUUUAAUACUUUAAUUUGAAUAUGAAGUCAUGACAUGCAUCUAGUUCCAGUAAGAUACUGACAAACCCCAGAGUAGCUAUUAUUAUUAUUUUUCCCUUCUGUUAGCUCUCUCAGAUCUGUAAUGAAGGAAACCUCUUGAGGAGAAAAGCAUUAAGUGAAGGUGGGCGUGUCUUAAACGGAUCUACUGUUGAAAGGACUUAAGAGUUUUUGCAUACGAGAAAACAGUACGUGAUCUUUUUACUGAAGAGGAAAUAAAUAUAUAUAUAUAUAUAUUUUAUAAAUUAUGGUGUAAAAUUUGAAUUGAUUUUGUAUGGUCACAUAUAUAUAAAGUGAGUACGCCUCACUAGUUUGUUCGUCAUGUAUAACAACUUUAAUGUUAUGUAAGAAAUUGUAAAAUUGUGUAAAAUUCAGUAAAACUGGACAAUAAACUAUACAACUGGAAUUAAA
This is a messenger RNA of Astyanax mexicanus (Mexican tetra), 3893 nucleotides long. RefSeq names its product presenilin 2 (gene psen2). Lineage: Eukaryota; Metazoa; Chordata; Actinopteri; Characiformes; Acestrorhamphidae. The record is from RefSeq and is a predicted model, not a curated record. Gene Ontology annotation, cellular component: ciliary rootlet; growth cone; neuromuscular junction. The transcript is spliced from 11 exons. Gene Ontology annotation, biological process: negative regulation of apoptotic process; Notch receptor processing; amyloid precursor protein catabolic process. Gene Ontology annotation, molecular function: aspartic endopeptidase activity, intramembrane cleaving. The coding region runs from base 141 to 1493 and encodes 450 amino acids.